AUGACUGUGGCAGCUACUGGCGAGAAAAUAGAACAGCUUUCCGCUUAUGUAUCAAAAGUAUACAUAUUCAUUGGCAUUUUUAUGAGUUUAGAAUGUCCCACUGCAGGACUGGGAGAUGGCUAUGUUAAGGUUUGGCAAUUGAAGAAAAAAGAAGCCAGAGCUUAUAAACCAACCAACUUCUAAAUUAAGUAGCAGGUUACUUGUGUCGGCUACAACUCAACUUUUGAUUUGAUUGGUGCUUCGACAAAUUAAGGUUAUAUUAACGUAUUCGCAAACAAUAAAAAUCAAACUACCAAUACAACGACUGCGCAAAAUGAAAUAAGCUUCUUUAAAUCAAGCGAUGCUUACAUCAAUCAGUUUAAAUUCUCCCCUCUAAUGGAGUCAAUAUUUGCUACUGCGUAGGAAGAUGGAAUUAUUUCUCUUUAUGAUAUAAAUAAUGGAAACAAUCCAACUACAUAGUUCACUACUCAUAAAACUGGAGUCAGGGGCAUUGCAUUUUCUCCACUUAAUAAAUUACUACUUUCAUCAGUUUCUUUAGAUAAGUAGAUUAUUUUCUAUGAUAUAACAAAAAAUAAAAAGGUAAGUGCUAUAGUAACUCCAGAACCCUUGCAAUGCAUUAGUUUUAACUCUGAUGGGCAUACAGUAGCAGUUGGAGCUAUCAACAGUGGAAAUAUACAUGUAUAUGAUUUAAGGAAUCAGAGUUAGGUAUUAGUAACUCUUUAAGGUCAUUCAUCGACAGUGAAUUCAGUAUCAUUUAGAUGGGCUGAAAACUAAAAGCCAGUUGUCGCUAGUUAAAAAGGCGAAGUUAUAGUAAAUAUUUCAACCGGCUAAGGUUCAACAACUAGUAGCAAUCAUCCCAAGAGUAAUAUAGUUAGUCCGAAAUAAGGCAAUAAUAAUAUGAUUGAUAAGCCAAUAAUGAAUUCUAGCAGUACUACAACAUAGUUCAAGACAAUGGACUAGAUUAGGGAAGAGGCUAAGAAAAAUGUUGAGCUUAAAAAAUAACAAAAAGAGUAGUAGAGACUGAUAAUGUAAAAAUAAUUAGAAAACGAUACUUAAAUGACAGAAAUAUAAAGGGACAAAAGCAGUGACGUACCAAAAUCAAACGUUAACCAAUUGAUAACUGAGUAGGCAGUUGGUAGAUUAAAGAUGGAAGUUAAUAAAAGCCCAACAGCCUAGUAAAAUGCAACCUUAAUUAAUCAACUUAAGUAAAAUAUUCCCUCUUAUUAACCUAAGCUGGGGAUGAAUAUUUAAGUUGAAGAUGUUGAAAUGAAAGAAGAGUUUAAUCUGAGGAUAAAGGAUAGAUAAGAGAGCAAAAAAGAAGAAAAUGAAGACUUUCAAAAGGAAAUGCAACUUUAAGAUAAAUAAAAAACAGAAAUAGAUUAGAUUAUACAGAGCAAGUUUGAUUAGCUGAGAUAUGAAGUCAAUGGCAUGCUUAAUAAUUUCCAAAUUGAAAUCAUUAGACAAUUUGAACUACAAAGGAAUUAAGUAGAUGCUGUUGUAUCUGAAUACUUUAUAGAUAAUGACGGAGAUGAAAGUGAAGAGGAUGAGGUAUUUGCCUUAGAGUUGGAAAGAAAAUAUCUAAGAUAAGAUGAUGAUGAAGAUGACGAGGAAUUCAGUAAUCAAUAUCUUCAAUGA
Messenger RNA from Stylonychia lemnae, 1635 nucleotides. The record is from the annotation of a GenBank genome assembly. NCBI's taxonomy places the organism in Eukaryota, Ciliophora, Spirotrichea, Sporadotrichida, Oxytrichidae.